Molecule: messenger RNA, 1952 nt
Organism: Hyaloscypha bicolor E
Lineage: Eukaryota; Fungi; Ascomycota; Leotiomycetes; Helotiales; Hyaloscyphaceae
Exons: 1
Coding region: 283-1626 (447 amino acids)
Molecular function (GO): protein binding
Source: RefSeq, a predicted model, not a curated record
CGCUUAAACAGGAUUCAGAGCCCAAAGCUCGAACAAAGGGACCAAAAAUCCAUUUUCUGCGGCAACUUUAGCACUUACAAGGUUUACGUUGCACUUGAUCGUGGAGAGGAUUAGAGCCUAUCGCCUCAUGCAGGAGCUUGGGAACGGAAGCCGCAAACGAGGCAGCAACGCUGCUACGACUCACCGAACCAACUCAAACUCAUCCAUUUCAUCGAACCCCUUCCCAUAUUAUACUGUUGCAAGCUCGCAAUUCUCAGCACUCAUCGGGUUCGCCCCAGAACCAUGACGCUCAACAAACUUCCCGAUGAGCUGGUACUACGCGUUGUCUACCAAUUAGACUCCCCAAAAGACCUUUCAAAUUUGGCUCUCUGCAGUCACCACCUUCAUGCUAUCGCUAUCCCGAUAUUGUACUCAUCAUUUGCGGAGAACCAAUGUCAACAAACGUGGGCGUUCCUUUGCACGCUUUUGAAGCGGCCAGACCUAGCGCGCUUCGUCAAGUCUUUCACCAGCACCUCAUGGAGCGUCUAUUGGUCCCCACCUGAUUCGCUCGAUCGUAAUCGGGACGAUGUGAAGGACAUACUCGAGAUGGUAUUUGCAACCAGUGAAGAUAAGAGCGAGAAAAAUCUCUGGCUUUGGGACUUCUACUCUGAGGAAAAUUGGGAUGCAGUCACCGCAUUCGUUCUCCUUCUCCUACCGAACAUUACGAGCCUCAAACUACCAGACUAUCCGAGGCUCUCAACUUGGGUUUCCAAAGCUCUCCACCGAGCCUGCAAAUUUCAGGACUCGAAUACAUCCUCACCAUAUUCUCUGUCUCACCUGCGUGAUGUGGAGCUCGCCGCUGAUUACUUUGCUAGCGGGGAUGUGUUCGCGGACAUGGUCAUGCCAUUCUUGCCGCUCCAGUCUUUGAGACGCUUCACCUGUGCCGGCUUAUGGUUGGGACAACGCAACAUUGAAAGUCUCAGAGGGAACGUCACCCACUUUUCACUUCCUUCUUCUGACGUCAACUCAUUGGUAUUCGCCGAACUUCUCAAGUGCUUGCCCCGUCUCGUACAUCUUACCUAUUGUCACAAUUGGGUCGAUGUCGAGGAAGAAGGGGCUGCUCAGCCUUUUAUACCGCGCGCCAUACGGGAUGGACUCAUGCCAUCGAGAUUUUCCUUGGAAGAAUUAGUUCUUGUCAAUCAUGAGGAAGAAUGGGAGGACUUUACCUUUGAAGUAGUACCACUGCCUCUGGGAUCAUUGACAGAGUUCGAGAAAUUACGCAAAAUUGAUGCUACCGUGUACACUCUUGUGGGACGAGAAAAAUCACACCAAUACGGCAAUGUACAAUUCGUCGAAUCCCUGCCCCAGUCGCUCGAGAUAUUGGUGUUGCGAAAUUGCGAGCCAGACAUUUGGUCGUUACUCCACGUAUUGCUUGACAAAAGACGAAACGGAUGUUUGGGGAAGCUGAGGAUCGUGAAUCUGGUAUCACGAACUAAGGCGUUUAUGGAUCUAUCUGCGAGUCGGGAAGCUGCAAAGAAGUAUGGGGAUGAGGCCGAGGACUUGGGAAUUUUGCUGAACAUAGUUGUUGGCUUGCCAGUUGGCGAGGUUGCUCUGAUUGGAGGUUUCCGCCCUGUCACUUCCCAGUGAAAUUUUCAAUUAAAAGCACUUUACCAAUAGCCGGCGGCUCUUGACGAGGUUCGUGGAGUUGUGUACACUUUAUAAAAGUAUGGAAAAACAUGGACAAAACAACUCGGACCACAAACCAAGCAAUGGAACCUCAACGAGAGACAGCAGGUAACGUGAUGACUCACUCUCCCCAUCACGUUCGUUCCCUUCUUCCAAACGAAGUUCGAAAACAGCGAGGUUAUACUGACAACCCCGCGCGGGGUAAAGUAACAUUCACGAUCUUCAACAUGUGAGAUGAUCGACACUUCGACAUCGUCACAUCCUCGCAUCGCUCGCAUCAUCUGCAG